UAAGCCCGCCAAAAAGUAGUCACGUGGUCGACCGCACGCGUGCACUAUUUCGCGAUAAGAUUUAUUCUUUCGUUAUAUUGCAAUUGAUAUAUUGAAUCUUUUUAAACUAGAAACGCGCGACAUACAAUGAUACAUAAAAUUAAUGCUUCCAAAAUAGCAUUUAGCAAUAUAUCCAAUCGUUAAAUGACUAAAUUUGCGCGAGGUUACAUGAAGAUCGCGUCGUAUCAUAACGAAGUAAUGAACGAAAUGAAAAUAAAACAGGGCAGUAUUACUUGUUUACGUACAGAGCUGAAUCUUGCCCUCACUUUGCAUGGUGGUCAAAGUUUUAGAUGGACAGAUUGUGAUGAUGGAUAUAAAGGUGUCUUUGAUGGGUGCAUUUGGACUUUGUCACAAAAUGAAACUCAUUUAUCAUAUACUGUACAAGGAAAGUUAAAGACUUCUGUGAACUAUGAUAAUAUUCUGUCUGACUACCUCAGGUUAGCAAUAUCAUUGAAGGAACAUUACGAAAAAUGGGCAGAAGCCGACACACAUUUUCAGAAAUGUCUAGAUGAAAAUAAUGCUGUGCGAAUACUAAAGCAAGAUGUUGUAGAGACUCUAUUUUCAUUUAUAUGUAGCUCUAAUAAUAAUAUAUCAAGGAUAUCAAGCAUGGUUGAAAAAUUAUGUUUGUUAUUUGGUCAGAAGAUAUGCUCAAUUGAAGAUAAAGAAUAUUACGAUUUCCCAACAAUAGAAGCUUUGAAGGAAAAGAAUGUAGAAAGUAUACUUAAAAGGGAAAAAUUUGGUUAUCGUGCUGCAUACAUAGUUAAAACAGCAGAACGUUUAUCAACAUUGGGUGGAAGAAACUGGCUUCUAAAUCUAAAAAGAGAAAAUAAUGUUUCUUACCAGACUGCUAGAGAACAACUGAUGACUUUGCCAGGAAUCGGUCCCAAAGUUGCCGAUUGUAUAUGUCUAAUGUCAUUAGGUCACUUAGAUUCCAUACCUGUCGAUACUCACAUCUUUCAAAUAGCACAGGCAAAUUAUUUGCCACACUUGAGAAAGCAGAAGACAGUGACUCCAAAAAUUCACACUGAAGUCAGUAAUUAUUUACGAGAAUUAUGGGGUCCAUUAGCUGGAUGGGCACAAGCUAUUGUAUUUUCUGCAAAAAUUAAUACCAAAUCUAAGUUAAUUGGAAAGCAAAAAUGUAAAAAUGAAGAUUUUAUACAAGCAAAAGUACUUAAGGAAAAAUAA
Messenger RNA from Nylanderia fulva, 1224 nucleotides. RefSeq names its product 8-oxoguanine DNA glycosylase (gene Ogg1). Gene Ontology annotation, molecular function: damaged DNA binding; 8-oxo-7,8-dihydroguanine DNA N-glycosylase activity. Lineage: Eukaryota; Metazoa; Arthropoda; Insecta; Hymenoptera; Formicidae. Gene Ontology annotation, biological process: base-excision repair, AP site formation; nucleotide-excision repair; base-excision repair. The record is from RefSeq and is a predicted model, not a curated record. Gene Ontology annotation, cellular component: nucleus.